Messenger RNA from Pleuronectes platessa (European plaice), 1319 nucleotides. Its product is annotated as SUMO-conjugating enzyme UBC9. Gene Ontology annotation, cellular component: nucleus. NCBI's taxonomy places the organism in Eukaryota, Metazoa, Chordata, Actinopteri, Pleuronectiformes, Pleuronectidae. The coding region runs from base 324 to 800 and encodes 158 amino acids. Gene Ontology annotation, molecular function: SUMO conjugating enzyme activity. Gene Ontology annotation, biological process: protein sumoylation. The transcript is spliced from 7 exons. The record is from RefSeq and is a predicted model, not a curated record.
AAGUGCCUGUGGGUCCUCAGGUAAUAAACAAACGGGGGUCCUAAUUCGGCGACAGUCGAACACUCGAGGCGUCGCUUUGUUUUACAAACUGAGUCAAAUCAUCCGAAGCAGCAGCGACAUCUUCCUCCGCGUGUGACCGAGGGAUGUAGAUUCAGUCGUUCGCCGCCUAGCUGAGCCUUUAGUUCGGUGCCCGGACGUCGAAUCGUGUGUUUUAACCCGACAAGCUAACGUUAGCAGCACGGGAGCGGACGAGCUGGGCCUCAAACCAACGUUCAUCUGACAUUUAACUGAAAUAAACAACAGGGAGUCGUGGAUGAGCAGCGAUGUCUGGCAUUGCUCUCAGCCGACUGUCCCAGGAGCGUAAAGCCUGGAGGAAGGACCACCCGUUUGGUUUCGUUGCUGUUCCCACUAAGAAUCCGGACGGGACCAUGAAUCUGAUGAACUGGGAGUGCGCCAUUCCUGGGAAGAAAGGAACCCUGUGGGAGGGAGGACUCUACAAACUGCGAAUGCUCUUCAAAGAUGACUACCCGUCCUCACCACCCAAAUGCAAGUUUGAGCCACCAAUAUUCCACCCGAAUGUUUACCCCUCAGGCACCGUGUGUCUGUCCAUCCUGGAGGAGGACAAAGACUGGAGGCCAGCCAUCACCAUCAAACAGAUCCUGUUGGGGAUCCAGGAGCUGCUGAAUGAGCCGAACAUUCAAGACCCAGCACAAGCAGAAGCCUACACGAUUUACUGUCAGAACAGGAUGGACUAUGAGAAGCGGGUACGGGCACAGGCCAAGAAGUUUGCCCCCACAUAGAGAGGAGGGCUGGCCUCCAUCCUGCCAGAGCUGCCUGAGCUGAUGGUCACAAACAAACAGGAGGCAAGCGACACCUGCAGGACCACUCCAAUAAGAAUCCAGCUUUGAGUAUUAUCAUAUUAUUAUACCAUUACACAGAAGACAGCUUUCUUUCUUUCUUUCUCUCUUUUGUUCUUUCGUUCUCUCUUUUAAACAACAAGAGAUCAUACUUUUACCCAUCUCGCAGAAAUAUUUAUGCGUUUUAAUCCAUAGCUGAUGAUCCUGAACUGUAGAUCUCUGCUGUCAACGUGAACUUUACUAUUUGUUUACUUUUUUUGUAUAAUUCACAUCAUCCCCAGUUUUGUCCUGAGAACUUCAGAGCUCUCUCUCGUGCCUCCAUUAGGACGUCAGUCAUGCUGACGUGCUGUAGAAAUACGAUUUCGUUUCAAAAAGACCUCUCGGUGUAAUGUGGAGUCCGCUCUGGCUGAGGAAGAGUGUUUCUGUAACUUUUCAGUUGUUAAUAAAACCCCUGGGAAUUUA